AUGAACUGGACACCAGUUCUUGAAAGAACUAGAAGUUCAACUGAUCAGAAUCCAUUGCCAUUAGGUUUCAUUUUUGCUGGUUAUAUGGUAGUAGCAAUGCUUGGUUCAUUUGUUUUUUAUUCUCUUUCUAAAUGGAUUCGAAUUCAAUCAUAUAUGAUAGUGGUUCUUCUACUAGCUGCAGUCGGAAUGACAAUACCAAUUAUAUUUCCAAACUCAUUGAUAUCGGUUUUGAUUGGUUUUAUUCUGUUUGAAUUUUGUAUUGGUAUUUCUCGUCCAUCCAAAAGUGUUCUCAAAAAUGCAUAUAUACCAAACGAAAUAGCUAUGUUAUGUAUGAUUAUAUUGCGAGGGUUGAAAAUACCUGAAGAACAAGCAUACGUAAAUGAAACAGAAAUACUCUUGGAGAAAUCAUCAUUACCUCUAUCUGAAAUGGAACAACCUCUAAAUAGAUCAUCUUCUUCGACAUCAUUUACCCUUCAACAUUCAACAAAAUCUAAAGAAGAUAAUUGA
Messenger RNA from Adineta steineri, 507 nucleotides. The record is from the annotation of a GenBank genome assembly. Lineage: Eukaryota; Metazoa; Rotifera; Eurotatoria; Adinetida; Adinetidae.